Messenger RNA from Naegleria fowleri, 639 nucleotides. RefSeq lists its product as uncharacterized. The record is from RefSeq and is a predicted model, not a curated record. Gene Ontology annotation, biological process: copper ion homeostasis; negative regulation of protein localization to cell surface; regulation of proteasomal ubiquitin-dependent protein catabolic process. Bases 1 to 639 code for a protein of 212 amino acids. Lineage: Eukaryota; Heterolobosea; Eutetramitea; Acrasida; Naegleriidae. The transcript has a single exon. Gene Ontology annotation, cellular component: endosome.
AUGUUUUCAUCAACUGGACCAACAGAAGACGCAGAAUCAUCAUCAAAUUUACACACAGCAUCGGAAGAGGAUUCUAGCACCACCUUUUCCAUUGAUGCCAAAUACUUCUUUGCUUUAUUGAAAGGAUUAAAUCAGAUUAUGUUUGAAAAGGAUGAUAUGAUGACCGAGUCCAUGAUGAAUCAGCAAGUGUUCGGUAAUGAGAGCCUGAACGAAGAACAAAAUACUUUUGUUAUCAGAUGCAAACAAUUGAUCCGAUUGGCUUCGUAUAAAAAUUGGACUCCAACACAGCUCAAAGAACAUUUGCUGAGCGAUGAUGACGCAAAACAAGUUUUCAACACCAACGAUCUUGUGCAGACCUGGGUGAAAUUCUGGACGCAAUAUUCUUCAAGAAUUCACCAACAAUUGGUGAAUGAAUCAAAGGAAGAUUUCGGAAAUAACUUGACUGACAUGAAAUGGAGAAUAGAUCAAAAAACUAACAUCAACAGAUUAAGCGAAAUUAGUGAAAGUGUAGCUGUUGUGCAACUCAGCACCAAACAAGAUCCAAACCAUCCCCUACUUUUUGAAAUGGAUAAGGAUACUCUUAAAAGUGUUAUGGAACAAUUCAAAGUUAUUCAAAAACGGAUUGACCAGCUUUCAUAA